UGAAUGAGCAUACAUACAUUUAAACUUUCCAUAGUGUUGUCAAACAAAAUUAACAGUGCUCGAAUUCCUUUCGGUCGAAUCGGAAGAAGAAGAAGACGAAACGCACAUUUUUUUGGCUACAAAACAGCAGUGCGACGAUAUUGUUAUAAAUUUGGAACAUCGUAGACGAUUUAUUCGGCAAUACAAAAUCAUAAAAUAGCCCUGGCAUUAUAAAUAUGUCGCAGGCACAGAAACGAAACCACAGCAAACAGUCGCAAACAACGACAGCGACCACAAAAGCAGAUGCGGAGGGACCACAGAAAAAAGCAAAGCCCAGCAGUGAGAUCGUAGAAUUCUCAACGCAAGCAUUUCGUAAUGUUGUGGCGGCCACUCGAGCCUGCAAUGCGUUUCCUCAGGGCACGGCACGGGAGCUGUAUCUCACUUAUCCGGAAUAUUCAAAAAUGAUGGACGAGCAGUCGCAACGUGUUAUGGGACUGAUUGGCAAGGUGUUAAGCUCGCAGGAAGUGAAAGGCGCGAGGUCCAUACAACGACGUCAACUGGACGAGCAAACCGAAAUGGUUCAGGAAUGCAAUGAUAUCCUCUUUGAGCGCAUCAGCACCAACUUGGAUCUGAAAAGUGGCCUGCGUCGCAAUCCGCAUGUAAUGCUCGAGACGCAAGUCAGUGUGUUGAACACCGCAGCCGCCUCACCAUCUGCAGUCAGUGGAGCCAAGGAAAAUGGAGCGCCUGGAGCUAAAGUGGACGCCGCAUUGCCGGAACAGACCACAAAUGUGGCGGGCACUCCACGCGCCGGCAGUUGGAAUCGCACACUAAAUAAUACGCCACGUGGCGUGGUUUCCGCGCGACUUUUUGCUGCCAAAAAUAUAAUGCGUCCACAAAUGCAAUUCAAGGUGCCCGUGGACAAUAGCUCGACGACUCCAUUUGUGCCGCGACUGCGUGAGAAGCCGAACUCACUGAAACCUCUGGCGCUGUUGCCCGAGUACGAUGAUGCGGGCAACAUUGCCUCAUAUUUACACCCAUAUGAGUUUGAGCUGCUUAAAUUCGAGCCAAAGCCGGCGCAGCUGGAGAGAAAAAAGCCGGAAUUACCACCAGCCAUGACAGAGACGGAACUAAUGCUCGUGGACAGCGUCGAUAAGUUGGAAGAGGCGUUGGAAGAGCUCCGUCAGGUCUCGGAAAUAGCCAUAGAUGUGGAGCAUCAUUCUUAUCGCACAUUCAUGGGUAUAACAUGUCUCGUUCAAAUGUCUACACGCCACAAGGAUUAUAUUUUUGAUACGUUGACACUGCGUGAUGAUAUGCAUCGGUUAAAUCUGGUGUUAACUGAUCCAAAGGUUGUAAAAAUAUUGCAUGGCGCUGAUCUGGAUAUCGAAUGGCUGCAACGCGAUCUCGCGCUGUAUAUUGUCAAUAUGUUUGAUACGCAUCGUGCGGCCAAGGCAUUGAAUAUGGCGCGUCUAUCUUUAGCCUUUUUGCUCAAGCAUUAUGUUGAUCUGGAUGUGGACAAAAGCUUUCAGUUGGCCGAUUGGCGCAUGCGUCCCUUGCCACCACAGUUAAUCGACUACGCCAGACAGGAUACUCAUUAUUUGAUUUAUAUAUACGAACGUCUCACAAAUGAUUUGCUGGAAUCGGAGCACGGCAAACCGCAGGCCGUGCGUGCCGUCUACCAAAUUAGCAUGGAGGUGUGCAAGAAACGCUACGUCAAGCCACACAUUUCUCAGGACUCCCACUUGGAUUUGGUGCGCAAAACGAAGCGCGCCUUUGACAAUCGCCAGCUGUACGCACUGCAUGGCAUUUUUCAUUGGCGUGAUGCGACUGCCCGACAGGAGGAUGAGAGCUACGGUUACGUGCUGCCCAACCACAUGAUGUUACAGAUCGCGGAGAGUCUGCCCCGGGAAAUGCAGGGCAUCUUGGCCUGCUGUAAUCCCAUACCGCCGUUGGUCCGCCAACAGCUGCACACACUGCAUCAAAUUGUUUUGCGCGCUCGUGAACAGCCGCUGGUCAAACCCAUUCUGGAGACCAGUAGUAUUACGAUUAGGCCAGCUCCGUUGACCAAGGAUUUGAAUAGCAAGUUACAUUGCCCUCACGACUUUUCGCAUCUGGAUGAGACGCCUGACGAUUUGCCCACGCUGCUGAAACGCGACGCUUCGGGCAAGCUGCGACCCACCAAAUUGGAAGCUGUCAAAUGCCAGCCCUUAGCUGCGCCUGCACUGCGUCUGUUUCAAAAGAGCGUCGAGCCUACAGAGGACGAGCAGAAGCGCUGGUGGCGCGCUCAUAAGGAGCGACAAGCCAAGCGCAUGCCCUACAAACGUUAUCUGGCCAUUUUGCCACUCAUGGUGCAGCAAAAGCGCGAGGAGGCCACACGCGCACACAACGAAUUAUUAAAGCGUCGCCUUUGUCCUGCCACUCCAGCGCCGGAUGACAUUAAAUUGGAGCCCAGUACGACUGCAGCAGCUGCUGAGGAUGAUAUGUACAGCAUGCCGCUAAAGGAGCAGCUUAAACGCAAAUACCAAGCCAAGUCGGGCGAGACAAGUGCGCCGAAGCGCGUUAAAAAAGAUGAAGAUACCCAACCACAGACGAAGAUAGAAGUGAAAACUGAAGCACCAGCCGCGCAAAUUGAUGCCCCACCUGCUGCCAUACAAGUCGAUAGCGACACCGAUGACGAUGCCGUGGAAGAGGUUCCCGUCGAAAGACAACCACAGCCCAUGCCAGCAAAGCCCACCACAUCAAAGCAGAAAAAACGCCUUCACAAUCAGCAGAGGUUUAAGGCUAAGACACGUGUGCACAAUCAGAGCUCUAACAUGCCUGUCCAGUUGCCACAACAGCCCAAACGUGAGUCUGUGCCGAACUUUGACUACAAAAACGUGGACUUUAGACAAUUUCGAGGUGGAGCGCAACGCGCUCGCGGAACAGAAAUUAAGCCACAAGUGCAUGGCAAGAAUCGUCCGAACAAUCGUAAUAACAAGCAGUUCAACAAAUUAUUUACAUUCAGCAAUGUAAAGAAGGAUGGGAAGAAGUAGUAGUUCCUUUUUAGGAUUACUCACAACAAAAUAGAUUAAAGUGAUUCGUCUCUCGUAGUUACUUUCUUCUUGUAUAUUUUUUAAACUAACAAGUUGAUGUAUAAAAUAUAACUAUGAUAAUUAACUUGACCUACAUAA
Messenger RNA from Scaptodrosophila lebanonensis, 3146 nucleotides. It is a transcript of the gene Rrp6, whose product is annotated as exosome component 10. Gene Ontology annotation, biological process: nuclear polyadenylation-dependent CUT catabolic process; nuclear polyadenylation-dependent antisense transcript catabolic process; nuclear polyadenylation-dependent snRNA catabolic process. Gene Ontology annotation, molecular function: 3'-5'-RNA exonuclease activity; nucleic acid binding; nucleotide binding. NCBI's taxonomy places the organism in Eukaryota, Metazoa, Arthropoda, Insecta, Diptera, Drosophilidae. Gene Ontology annotation, cellular component: nucleolus; nuclear exosome (RNase complex). The record is from RefSeq and is a predicted model, not a curated record. The transcript is spliced from 5 exons. Bases 216 to 3008 code for a protein of 930 amino acids.